CGUAACCGUAGAAUGAUUUUGAAAAUAUGUACAUACUAGGUCUGUUUAGCAAUACAGUAUGCGCGCAUGGUGCUUGACAAAAGUUUACGGGUUCGCGCGUUUGCAAAUAUUCUCAGCUUUUCAAGAAUCUUGCCAAAAAUGGGACCUCUCGAGAGUGCGAAGAAAGUUGCUGCUUACAAAGCAGUUGAUGAAUUUGUGAAGAAUAACAGUGUUAUUGGAAUUGGUAGUGGCUCUACUAUAAUAUACGCUGUUCACAGGCUUGUUGAACGUGUAAAGGAAGAAAAUCUUAAUGUUGUUUGCAUUCCUACUUCAUUUCAAGCUCGUCAGCUAAUAUUGAAUAAUCAUCUUAUACUGGGUGAUUUGGAGACGUAUCCUAAAUUAGAUUGUGCAAUUGAUGGAGCAGAUGAAGUCGAUUCUGACAUGAAUCUCAUUAAAGGUGGAGGAGGUUGUCUACUUCAAGAAAAGAUUGUUGCAUCCUGUGCUAAUCAAUUUGUUAUAAUAGCCGAUUAUACGAAGAAUUCUCAACAACUUGGUGAACAGUACAAAAAAGGUAUUCCUAUUGAAGUAAUUCCUAUGGCAUAUACUGCCAUUCAAAAAAGAAUUGAAGAUAAUUAUGGUGGACUUGUACAAGUUAGAAUGGCUUUGGCUAAAGCUGGUCCAGUUAUAACAGAUAAUGGUAAUUUCAUCCUUGAUUGGCACUUUCCACCAAGUUUGAGCAAUUGGAAUAAAAUUAACACAGAGAUCUCAAUGAUGCCUGGAGUUGUCGAAACAGGACUUUUUAUAAAAAUGGCCAAAAAAGUGUUUUUUGGAAUGCCCGAUGGUAGUGUUAAAGAACAGUCCUAAAAUAUAAUUUAAAUAUUAGGUUACAUGUUUUAUAAUAUUGGUACUAUUGACUUAAAGUUUGGACAAAAGGGUUUAAAAAAUCCUAGUUUUUCUUAUGUGAAAUGAUAAUACAUUUUCAUACUUGCCAUUGAUUCACAUUUUCAUUAUAGUCAUAUAUCUUUAUGUCAUUUUUUCUACAAGUGAAUCUUAAAAGAGAUUGUGUUCUACAGACUGAGAUACUUUUAUUUACUUAUAUUUUAAUUUGUGGAAAAACGGAACAUUUAAAAUACUUAAUAAGUACUGACAAUGAGUUUUCCGUUUUUAUGAUCUUUAUUUUACAUGUGUUAUGAAUGGUGCUCAAAUAAUUAUAUAUGUUAUUUGUAUAAUAGUCAUUUAAUGUAAAAUCAAAAGUUAAAGAGAUAUAAAAAUGGAAAUUUUUAUUUAA
Molecule: messenger RNA, 1267 nt
Organism: Frieseomelitta varia
Lineage: Eukaryota; Metazoa; Arthropoda; Insecta; Hymenoptera; Apidae
Gene: Rpi
Product: ribose-5-phosphate isomerase
Exons: 6
Coding region: 67-843 (258 amino acids)
Biological process (GO): D-ribose metabolic process; pentose-phosphate shunt, non-oxidative branch
Cellular component (GO): intracellular membrane-bounded organelle
Molecular function (GO): ribose-5-phosphate isomerase activity
Source: RefSeq, a predicted model, not a curated record